Magallana angulata is the source of this 2452-nucleotide messenger RNA. RefSeq lists its product as uncharacterized. The coding region runs from base 168 to 2369 and encodes 733 amino acids. Gene Ontology annotation, molecular function: protein binding. The transcript is spliced from 4 exons. NCBI's taxonomy places the organism in Eukaryota, Metazoa, Mollusca, Bivalvia, Ostreida, Ostreidae. The record is from RefSeq and is a predicted model, not a curated record.
AUAUUAUACAGCGGUAUGGUUUCUCUGUUCCAAAAUUAGACAUCCAGUAUUCUUAGUUCUUUCACACUCUCGCACUUGCAUCUGCUGAAGGACUUGUGCACACUCACUGACCAGGAAAACAAUGCAAAGGAAUUUAUUGUAGAGCAAAAUUCAGAAAAACGUCAAAUAUGGAUUCCAAUGACGAAGCCCAAAUCGCUUAUCAAAAGUUCACAUCCGGGGACUAUGAAUGUGCAGAAUCUUUGUAUGCUGAACUGCUGGAAAAGGAUAAUCAAAAUACAGAGUACCUUGCACACAAAGCUGAAUGUAAUUUUAAACUAUCCAAAUUUCAAACUUGUUUAGAUGACGUCAAAUUCUUGAUGUCUUUGAAUCCAGCCGACCACGUGGACGCAUUCAUAUCCGGUGGAAGGGCGGCGACAAAAUUGGAGAAAUAUGAAGACGCAUACCACUGCUACAAGGCAGGACUGAAAAUUGUCCCAAAACACAAGGAAAUCAUUGAGGACCUGAGAGAGCUUCAGAAAAUCAUCAUCAAAGACGUGGAAACGAAGGCUGCUGCUUACGAAGAGAGGGACUAUAAUGCAGUGGACUUCUGUACGCAGGAUCCUUACCCAGGAGACGUCGAUUUAUUCAAAUUAGAGGUGGAAAUUCUGGAAAAGAAGUACAAGAUCAAAACGGAGACCUUCCCACAGAAGCCCUUUGAUAACCUUGUGCAGCAACAAGUGGCCAAUGCGACAUUGGCGGGUCACAAUUGUAUGCAGGCCGCGAAAUGGAAAGAAGCCCAGAAAUGCUUUACGAUGGCUCUUCAACAGGACCCCAACAACUAUGUCGUUCGAAGACUUCGAGCCGACGCCAGCAACAAUCUUGACGAAAUAACGGCGACCUUCCAAGAUCUUUGGCUUAUUCCAAAAAUGAAGCGAACACAAGACACUUGGAAACUAGGAGGUAAAAUGUUGAUGAGGUUCGAUCUACUAGUUCUUGCUGAAUUCUGGUUUCGCAAAGCGACACAGAUGACAACAGGCAAGGAUGAUGAACCGAAAAUUCUUUUCCAGAAAUGCCGCGUUAUACGCUUGUACGGGCCCCUGACGACAGACUGCCCCAUCAAAGUGGACUUCACGGAGUACGGACGAGCUAUCUAUGCCACCGAGGACAUCCCGGAGGGGGAGACGGUAUUCGAAGACUCGCCCAUUGUCCUCGGUAAAGUGUUCGACACUGUUCAUUACAAAACCACCAUCCAAUCGUGUGACCAUUGUGCCCAGUCUCUGCUUUCACCGCAGGAAUAUUUCAUGGAAACCUUUUCAACCAUGGAAAGUGAUCUUCGUGAUUUGGUGUUAAAAUACUGGCCCAAUACGAAACCGAUAUACUGUAAAAAUUGCAAAUUCGUCAAGUACUGCAGCAAUGACUGUCGGACGCAGAGUUGGAACACUUACCACAAAAUCAUAUGCCCCGCGAGAUCCAGCGCCACAGCAAGACUCUUCAAACUCUCGGAAAAUCUCGGCAAAGAACCUGAUGAAACAGGCACCAUGGUGGAAGUUUGGGAUGGGCAUUUCAGUCCAUUAAUUCUCGCUCGAGUGUGGGCAACAAUUGUCACUACAGCAAAAUCACUGGCCAGAGAAAGUGGAGACAUUAUUCCAACUAAGGACCAGUGGGCAAUGGCAAAAAGUCCGUACAGAAAAUUUAUUGCAUAUGGGAAUAUCUCAGUGGAGAAAGAUCAGAAAGAGAUCAAGGCGUUGUUUCGGGAAAUCUUCAGCGACUGUGGAGAUGGCGUGAGCUAUGAAAUCACAGAUGCAGAGUAUAACGGGCGUUAUUACCAAGCUGUCUGUAAUCUUCAGGUUUUCUCCUCACCAUGGACGCCCUAUCACAAAUUCCUGGAGGAGCUUGGUCGCGCGGAGGAAGACGAAGACCGCACCCUCAGACUCCUGAAGUAUCUAAAAGAAAAGCCACCAGCAUCUAAUGUGUGCGGAAUGUUUCCUCUUCACGCAUGCUUAAACCACUCCUGCCUCAACAAUGUGGAGGUAUCGGACGGCAUGGUCCACGGCAAGGGCGGCGUCACAGUGAGGGCCAAGAGAACCAUACAGAAGGGGGAGGAGAUAUUCACCACCUACAUCGACACGGCCAUGCCACGUAAGCUCAGGAGGGCGUGGCUUUACAAGUCCUUCAACUUUUGGUGCAGGUGUCCUCGCUGUCAGGUGGAAGGAGACGAUGCAGACGUUUGCACUAAAUGCGGCAAGAAGGCACCGGAAGGGAAAAAGUUCCCCGGAUGUGGCAAGUGUAUGAAGGCCUGGUACUGUUCCGUGGCCUGUCAGAAAAUCGCCUGGAAAUUAGGUCACAAACUUGUCUGCUCAACCGAACAUUCAAAGACAUCGUAUGGUUAAAAUGACUUAAAUUUAGAAAGUAUUGAAAUUGUGUACAGAGACUUGUAAUAUUGAAAAUAAACCUUCGAUUAAUAAAAUUUAAA